CCCAGCGCCUGGUGAUCGAAUGGAUCCUGUACAAACAAACAUUGUUUAUCAUUGAUUCAGAUAAACAUUCACAAAAUGACUCUCGAUAUUCCCUUCUCGUUUGCAACCUGUUCUAUUGGGAAGCCUACGGACAGUCUGCCCGCGAAGCUGCAGGCGCUGUCCGAGGCGGGGUUCAAGGCGGUGGAACUCGCCUAUCCGGACAUUUUGCAGUAUGCGAAAGAGAUUCGGGGGGAGACAGCAGAAGAUGAUUAUGAGGGGUUACGGGAGGUGGCCAAGGAAAUUCGGGGGGUGUGCGAUAAGAUGGGCGUCCAAGUGAUGAUGCUGCAGCCGUUUGCCAACUUUGAGGGCUGGCCGGAGGGAAAAGAGCGCGAGGAUGCCUUCAAGCGGGCGGAGGGAUGGAUGAGUUUGAUGGAGGUAUUGGGGUGUGAUUUGUUGCAGGUCGGCUCCACCGACACCCCCCUCUCCAACCUCACAACCCACCCCUCCCUCCGAACUGCCAUCAUCCGCGAUCUCCAGCAACUCUGCGACCUCCUGGCCACCAAGAACAUGCGUCUUGCCUACGAAAACUGGUGCUGGUCGAGCCACAGCCCGGACUGGUCGACCCUCUACUCGCUCCUCACCGAGGUCAACCGCCCGAACAUGGGUCUCUGCCUGGAUACUUUCCAGACCGCCGGCUCCGAAUACGGGGACCCAACCACGUCCGACGGGUUGAUCGAGACGACCGACGGGAAGGCAAACCUCUCGGCCGCGGAGAAGUUCAAGGCGAGUAUGGCGCGGCUGGCCAAGACGAUCCCCGCCGAGAAAAUCUAUUUGCUGCAGGUGUCGGAUGCGUACCUCCCACACCCGCCGCUGGAGGAUACGGUGGUGGAUGGGAUGCGACCGCGGGCGCGAUGGAGUCAUGAUUUCCGUCCCCUGCCGUACACUGAAGGCGGGUAUUUGCCGAUCGAGGAGGUGGGGAGGGCGGUGCUACAGACGGGGUUCAGGGGGUGGUUUUCGAUGGAGGUGUUUGAUGGACGGAGGAGAGAGGUUCCGCUUCAGGAGUAUGCCAGGGAGGGGAUGCGGAGUAUGCGCAAGUUUGUGGAGCGGUGUUCGUGAUGAUCAUGGAUUGAUUCUUUGUACUAGUACUACAGUAUAUAUCAUAUGGUACAGGAGUGGGGUGGUAGUAGUAAUGUAUAUGUUUA
This is a messenger RNA of Aspergillus saccharolyticus JOP 1030-1, 1181 nucleotides long. RefSeq names its product sugar phosphate isomerase/epimerase family protein. The coding region runs from base 76 to 1095 and encodes 339 amino acids. NCBI's taxonomy places the organism in Eukaryota, Fungi, Ascomycota, Eurotiomycetes, Eurotiales, Aspergillaceae. The transcript is spliced from 2 exons. The record is from RefSeq and is a predicted model, not a curated record.